AUGCAUGUGGACGAUUUUUUGUUUGCAGGACACCCGUGGAUCUUGCAGAGAAUUGCAGACAAAGUGCAAGAGCACUAUGAAGUGACCGUUGAGUGGGUCCGCAACGUUGGAGACGAACUAACUUUUCUCAAGCGGACACAUGUUUUGAUGACUAACAACAGAUUGGGAAUUCGCCCGCACAGCAAACACAUUGAGCAAUUGGAACUGAUGCUUGGUGUGGAAACUUGCAAAGCAAGAAAGACACCAGCACCCGUUGGUAAUCUCCCCACAGAUUCUAUGAACCAAGCCCUCGAUGAUGAGUCUGCGCACAUUUACAGGUCAGCCGUAGGAGUGUUGCUGUACAUGUCUCAUGAUGUGUUUGAGGCGCAGUACUGCAUCCGGCUUUUGGCCCAGCACAUGGCGCAGCCUACGAGUGGUUCAUACCGUUUGUUAGUUCAUUUGGUUUGCUAUUUGAAGGGUGUGAAGUACAGGAUGCUGACUUUGGAAACGCCUUCAAUCGGCAAGGGCUUUGUCACCAAGAGCCCAGGCGGGGAACAUUUGUUGGAAGCGUACAGUGAUGCAGAUUGGUCUGGAUGCAAACAGACCAGACGCUCGGUCACGGGCAUGGUGCUGAUGUGGAACAAUGUCGUUUUGACAAGUGCAUCAAGGACACAAAAGAGCGUGUCACUUUCAAGUGCAGAAAGCGAAUUCAACGCUGCAGUUUCCACAGCAUGCGAUGCCUUGUACAUUCGGAACAACCUCAGAUUCUUGCUUGGCACCCAGCCAGUGUUCCUCAGGUUGCUGAGUGACUCAUCCGCUUGCCGCGGAGUGGUGGCCAGACAAGGCUCAGGGAAGAUCAAACAUUUGGAGGGAAAGUUGCUUUGGAUUCAGAGCAAGGCGCGUGCUGGAGAAAUUAGUUGUGCUGCAGUAUCGACUGCAGUGAAUGUUGCAGACUUGAUGACAAAGGCUCUUCCGAAGCCUAGGGUCAACCUGUUGUUGUACCAUCUUGGAGUUACAGAUGAAGAUGGAGUUCCUGUUGGUGAAGCGGAAUUCACAGAGCAGCAGGAGAGGCUGGACUUGAAGCUCGCCAUCAGGCGAGUGCAGAGAGAUCUCACCGAUGAGUGCGGGCUGCAGCAAAGCAGCAGCAGCAUGACGCUUGCAAAGCGAGUUCUGCGAAUUGGCAUGAUGUCCAGUUUGAUGGUUAGAGGUGCAGCAACAUCACAGCCAGAAGACGUCUUGAGCCCGAGCCCAAUGUUUACAAUGGUUUCAAUGUUGAAUUUUGAUUUCGGAGACGUUUACGAUUUCUGUGCGUUGGUUGGAGCAGCAUGGAUUGUAUACACUUUCUGCAGGCUUGUUAUUUGGUUUGUGAAAUGGUUGUGCAAUCACAGGAUGCAACCAGAAGUGAGCUGUGGGAUGAGAAGCAGAAGCCAUUUGGUUGAUGCUUGCAUUCAGGUGAGUGCAUAUCCGCAGAGUGUGCGGAGUGAGGCCACACCGGUGGCCACGCAGGUUGAACGCAUUGUGCAAAGACGGGUUGCCGACAGGGUUGACAACGCCGCAAGCAGCAGCACACUGGCUGCACCGUCAGCUGCAGCAUCCUCAGGAUCAUGGUUACAUCCACAGCCAAUGGUGUGUAUAACCGCUUAUGGGCGGUACUACCACAAGAAGCAUUGCAAAUGGUUGAAGCAGUCAAGUGGAUUCGAGCAGAUGCUUGAGAAAGUUGCGUUGCAGAAGGGUUACAAGCAGUGCAGGACGUGUUUGCAUGAAAGCCGAGUGAAUGAACUUGGUGUGCAAGGCAAUUUGCCUAGCAAGGUGGAUUAA
Messenger RNA from Effrenium voratum, 1797 nucleotides. The record is from the annotation of a GenBank genome assembly. Lineage: Eukaryota; Dinophyceae; Suessiales; Symbiodiniaceae.